This is a messenger RNA of Didymodactylos carnosus, 442 nucleotides long. The record is from the annotation of a GenBank genome assembly. NCBI's taxonomy places the organism in Eukaryota, Metazoa, Rotifera, Eurotatoria, Philodinida, Philodinidae.
GCAACCAAUCUUGAAGAACCAAAAGAAAAUUGCGAAUACGUUUUUGAAAUACAGAGUAUGUUUUACUGUGUCAAUAUCACUGAACCUGUCAUCUCCAGCUACUUUCUGGAGGGAGUUUGACCACUUCAUAGUGUGUCACUAAACUCAAAAUAGAACAACCGACCUUAUAUUUUCAUGCCGAUAACAGAAAGCUGUGCAAAAUUCAGCCAUUUCCAUUCAGUCAGGGCUGUUUCAUCCUCUGCUUGUUUAGAUUCACCUUGCUCUAGAAGAACCAUUUGCCAAAGUAGCAGUUGAAACAGGGACACAAGCAAAUCCGGGACAGAAUGAUAUUAUGGCUUCUACUGAUGUUAUUUACCAAAGAAGCGAUGAUGCUACUAUUAAUUUAUUAACGGUGGAAAUGAAAGAUCUUUUAGCUUGCCAACAAAAUUUGCCACGCGAUUAA